Molecule: messenger RNA, 552 nt
Organism: Gossypium raimondii (Peruvian cotton)
Lineage: Eukaryota; Viridiplantae; Streptophyta; Magnoliopsida; Malvales; Malvaceae
Exons: 2
Coding region: 1-552 (183 amino acids)
Source: RefSeq, a predicted model, not a curated record
AUGGCACCUUAUGAGGCACUGUACGGUCAUAAGUGUCGCACUCUUUUAUGUUGGACUGAGUUGGGCGAGCGAUGCUUUCUGGAUCCUGAGUUGGUCUCUAAGAUAAAGGAUAAGAGGCAUGAGAUUGAGUAUUCUGUGGGGUACUUCCUUUUUCUCAAAGUCUCACCAUGGAAGAAGGAACUCAGGUUUGGUCGUAAGGGCAAGUUGAGCCCUAGGUUUAUUGGACCUUACCGUAUUCUGAAGCGAGUGGGACCAGUUGCUUAUCAGUUGCAGCUACCUCCGGUGUUGGAUCGUAUCUAUGAUGUGUUCCAUGUCUCUAUGUUAAGGCAUUACCGCUCUGAUCCUACUCAUAUUGUCCCUGUUCAGGAGAUUGAGGUUAGGCCAGACUUCACCUUUAAGGAGGAGCCUGUCCAGAUUCUGGAUCGUGACGUAAAGGUUUUGAGGAGGAAGUCUAUUCCUUCGGUGAAGGUUCUGCGGCGUAAUCAUAGCACUGAGGAGGCAACGUGGGAGCUUGAGGAUGCGAUGCGUCAGCAGUAUCCUUAUUUGUUCUGA